Messenger RNA from Capsicum annuum, 724 nucleotides. Its product is annotated as major pollen allergen Ole e 10. The coding region runs from base 79 to 549 and encodes 156 amino acids. The record is from RefSeq and is a predicted model, not a curated record. The transcript has 2 exons. Lineage: Eukaryota; Viridiplantae; Streptophyta; Magnoliopsida; Solanales; Solanaceae.
AUUCACACCUAUAAAUAAUCCUCCUUUUCAUUCUUCAUUUCUCAUAAUCACAAUUUGUUUUUAACAAAAGUAAAAAGAAUGGAGGUGUCUAACAAGAAAAUAACAUCUCCAUUCUUUGCUUUCUUGUUUAUUUCUUCUCUUCUUAUUCAAUGUUUUCCGUGUGUUUCAUCAAAACCAAUUCCUGGAGGAAAAUACAAUAAGCCGGUCCCAAACCCAGGCCCCAUAAAUCCGGUCCCAAAUCCAGGCCAACCACUUCCAAAUCCUACAACACCGGGGGGCAAAAAAUUUUGCGUACCCAAACCUGAGGCUACAGAUAAAAAAUUGACGGCCUGUAUAAAAUGGGUUUGCAAAGAGGGAGGUGUGGAUUGUGGCCCAAUUAAUCCUGGAGGUGCAUGUUCUCAGCCCAAUACUCUUAGGUCUCGUGCAACCUGGGCCAUGAAUGCUUACUUUCAAAUGAAGGGUAAAACUGACAGUAUGUGUGGUUUUUCGGGCACUGGUGUCGUCUCCUCCAUUGAUCCAAGUUAUGGUACAUGCAAGUACCAAUCUUAAGUUUUUCGGACCCCAAAAGAAAGAUUUUGCAGCUACUCCAACAUUUGAAGAAUUAGUUUUGAAAUAUUAAGCUAUUGUUUCUAAAUUCUCUAUUUAAUUUUCAAAAACUAAUCUAAUUAUGUUGUCAUGUAGUAUGUUGUUAUUACAAAUAAAAAAUAAAAAAGAUUGUUGCCUA